Emys orbicularis (European pond turtle) is the source of this 859-nucleotide messenger RNA. Its product is annotated as E3 ubiquitin-protein ligase TRIM39-like. The record is from RefSeq and is a predicted model, not a curated record. Bases 1 to 747 code for a protein of 248 amino acids. Gene Ontology annotation, cellular component: cytoplasm. The transcript is spliced from 6 exons. Lineage: Eukaryota; Metazoa; Chordata; Testudines; Emydidae. Gene Ontology annotation, biological process: protein ubiquitination. Gene Ontology annotation, molecular function: ubiquitin protein ligase activity; protein binding.
AUGGGGCCAGAUGUUGAGGAUGUCAUCAAACUAGAUGUCAAGACGCUGAGAUCUGAACUGGAGAGUGAGAAAGAGACGCUGAGAUCUGAACUGGAGAGUGAGAAAGAGACGCUGCGAUCUGAACUGGAGAGCGAGAAAGGUCAGUGUCUGGGGCCAAUGGGUUGGGAGAAAGCCCGACAAUAUGCAGUGGAGGUGACUCUGGAUCCAGACACGGCAAAUCCCUGGCUCGUCCUGUCUGAGGAUCGGAAACGUGUGAGAGACGGAGACACACGCCAGGAUCUGCCCAACAACCCUGAGAGAUUUGAUCAUUGUGUCUGUGUCCUGGGCGCUGAGGGGUUCGCGGGUGGGAGGCGUUACUGGGAGGUGGAGGUGGGAGACAAGCCUGAGUGGACUCUGGGGGUUUGUAGGGAAUCUGUGAGCAGGAAGGGGUGGGUCACAGCCACACCUGGGAAUGGAUACUGGGUCGUGUGGCUGUGGGAUGGGGGAUACAAGGCCUUCACCUCCCCCUGGACCCCCCUCCCCGUGAGCGUCAGGCCCAGCCGGGUGGGGAUUUUCCUGGACUAUGAGGCGGGCGAGGUCUCGUUUUACAAUGUGACUGACGGGUCCCAUCUCUUCACUGUCACUGACACCUUCUCCGGGACGCUCCGCCCUUAUUUCUAUCCUGGUCUAAACGCUGGGGGUGAAAACGCGGCUCCCCUGAUCAUCUGCCCGGUCCCAGCUCAGGCCGGAGGGAAUCUCUGUCCCUGACAGUGACCCCGCGGCACAGACUGUCCCCUCCCAGCGCUGCUGCUCUUCCCGCCCCCAGUGGUGGGGGCCAGUUACUGCAGGAACUGGAGUUUUUGUGCUGACCGGGUGCUGC